AUGGAUACCUCCUCAGUUCCUCACCUUGACUACAGUCUGCAGUACCAGUGGUUCUCCGACUCGGACCUCUCCAGCAUCUCCUCCCCAGAGACACUUUCUCCUGUCCACUCCAUGGACUCCAGCCUCUCUCCUGGCUACCAGCAGCUCCCACAGUGUACUCCCAAGGGAGCCAAAACCGGUUAUUCCCAAAGCCUCAAGUCCUCACCGUGCUCCUUGUCCGGACGUGGGCGCAGGACUGGGAGGCCCACUCGGAUCCGGAGCAAGCAGAGGGAGAGCGCCAGCGAAAAGGAGAAAUUAAGGAUGAGGGAUCUGACUAAGGCUCUACAUCACCUCAGGUCCUACCUCCCACCUUCAGUGGCACCUGCCGGACAAAAUCUGACGAAGAUAGAAACCCUCCGACUCACCAUCCGCUACAUCUCCUACCUGUCAUCCCAGCUGGGCCUCAGCGAAGAGGUGCUGUUUCAGAGGAGGGAACGAGCAGACACCUCAGUCAGUGACACGUCAUCCACUGACAUCCUCAGCUACUUCCAGAGUGCUUCCACAGGAGGACAAGUGACUCAGAUGCAGAGCCAGAAUCUGAUCCAGAGCAGCCUGUACCCAAAACCAUGUCAUAGCCAGAAUACUGUGCUGCAUUCUGGGAAUUGUAGUAUUGGAGUGGAUCAGCACCACAGACCAUACAAUGAAGCUCCCCAGAGAGAUAUGAGCAUGGACGGUAUCCUACAGUCGCCUCCAGUGCCACAGCCUUCCUGUCAGAUGUGUGGCAAAGACUUCUGCACCCCGCUGGUUCCAAGGGAGUAUUGGGGUUGA
This is a messenger RNA of Maylandia zebra (zebra mbuna), 807 nucleotides long. The record is from RefSeq and is a predicted model, not a curated record. Lineage: Eukaryota; Metazoa; Chordata; Actinopteri; Cichliformes; Cichlidae.